GGUUAUUGUUGGUACUUUUCUGAUUGAUAACAAAAAGGAAAAAGUCGAGGCUUCUAUGCCCAGGAUGCCAUCGCCAGGUGGUGGAGCAUCUAUGAUGAAUGUAGGUUUCCGCUCAACGGUGGACUCUUCUGGAAGAAAUAUGGUCAGGGCAAAUGAUGAACAACAGCAAGCUAUUGGCGGAAGUCAUUUCAUGAUUCAGGGCAUGCAUGGAUCCACAGAUUGGAGGACUGGUCCAGAUGCCAGAAGCACUGGUGCUUAUGAAUUGGCAGGAAGAGGUGGUCGUGCAGCCCACCAAUCUCCUGAAAAUGGGGACUAUGAUCAAAUUCCAGAUUAGGGAUUGUUUUUGAGAUUUGAAAGCUGUUUUGUUUUAGAUAGAGAGAUGUAUAAUACAUAUCUGCACUUUUUGUCAGCCUAUGCUGCCUGUAGCGUGCACCAUACAUUAGAGAUGAUGGCUUAUAAAAGUUCCAUACAUGUGACACUGGUGAUUGAGAUAUUUUUCUGCCUUCAAUAUUGCUCAUUGUGUGUUUUAUGCUGAA
Rosa rugosa (rugosa rose) is the source of this 536-nucleotide messenger RNA. RefSeq names its product AT-hook motif nuclear-localized protein 14-like. The coding region runs from base 56 to 334 and encodes 92 amino acids. The transcript is spliced from 2 exons. The record is from RefSeq and is a predicted model, not a curated record. Lineage: Eukaryota; Viridiplantae; Streptophyta; Magnoliopsida; Rosales; Rosaceae.